Messenger RNA from Etheostoma spectabile (orangethroat darter), 6052 nucleotides. RefSeq names its product enhancer of mRNA decapping 4 (gene edc4). The transcript has 30 exons. The record is from RefSeq and is a predicted model, not a curated record. The coding region runs from base 149 to 4339 and encodes 1396 amino acids. Gene Ontology annotation, cellular component: P-body. Gene Ontology annotation, molecular function: protein binding. Gene Ontology annotation, biological process: deadenylation-independent decapping of nuclear-transcribed mRNA. NCBI's taxonomy places the organism in Eukaryota, Metazoa, Chordata, Actinopteri, Perciformes, Percidae.
GACGCAGACACGAGUCGGAAUCUACGACACGGACAUAACGGAAGUUUAGACGGUUGCUCUGGGUGAACGAACGGGAACACUGACAGCAUCGCGUCAAAUAAAUAAUAAUCUCCCCUUAAACUAACUCACUUUCCCCUUUCCCUCACACAUGGCGUCCAAUUCUAAUAUAGAUAUUGAGGGUGCGACCCAGCAUCUCCGGGACAUUCUCAAGCUCGACCGUCCCGGGAACAGCACCGAUACACCAUCAGGUGAUGGUCUGAGAAUGCCAUCUUUUAAUGGAGAGCUGAAUGGCUUAUUGGGAGCAGCAGGUCUUCUAGGAAGCAGUGAUCGGUCAACCAUGUCAAAUUCUACCAGACCCAUCUCCACAGACCUCAGCAGCGCUCAGGAGUGUCAGAUAAUCUGCCUUUCUGGUGACGAUGGCUCCACUUGUAUCCCCAUCACCUCCAACAAUGUGGAGAUUGUGGCAAGUCAAGAUUCCAGCAUCAACAGCAAGGCUCGCGGCAGCAACAAGGUGAAGAUUCAACCCGUUGCCAAGUACGACUGGGAACACAAGUAUUAUUAUGGCAGACUGAUAGCCGUGUCCAACUCCUUCCUGGCGUAUGCCAUCAGAGGAGCCAACAACCAUGCAAUGAUUAGAGUCCUGAGUGUGGGUUUUGCUGAGCGCUCCCUACUGAAGGGCUUCACUGGAGCUGUCACAGAUCUGGCUUUUGCCCACCUUGACUCCUCCCUGUUGGGUUGUGUAGAUGAAGCGGGCAACCUGAUGGUUUGGCAGAUCACCUGCACUGGAAGCAAGAUACUUGAUCAGGUGGUGGUUCAUGUCCGACGGCCAGAAGACUACCCACUGAACUCCCACCGUCGCCUCAUCUGGUGCCCGUUCAUCCAGGAUGAAAAUGAGGAGAACCAGGAUGACACCAGCCAGACCUUAGCCCUGCUUCAUGAAGACAUGGCCGAGGUGUGGGACCUGGAAGUCUUGAGAGCCAACAACAGCAGUUGGCCUGUUGAUGCCACAGACCUAAAAGAAGGCCUCAUCACAAUCAAGGGACAUAACCAGCGAGUCAGUGAAGGGGCUCUGUCUCCAGAUGGAACCGUGUUAGCCACAGCCAGCCAUGAUGGAUACAUCAAGUUCUGGCAGAUAUACAUAGAAGGGGUACAGGACAAGCCAAGAUGUCUUCAUGAGUUGCGGCCUCACGGAGGACGUCCCCUCUCUUGCCUUCUUUUCUGUGACAACCACAAAAGACAGGACCCCGAGGUUCCUUUCUGGCGGUUCCUGAUAACUGGAGCGGAUCAGAAUCAGGAAUUAAAAAUGUGGUGCACUGUUUCCUGGACCUGUUUACAGACCAUCAGGUUUUCUCCAGAUCUGUUCAACUCAUCAGUUCUGCCAAGUCUAAAGGCCAGUCUGGACCUGUCUGCUCAGUAUCUCAUCCUCACCGACGUACAGAGGAAGGUUCUAUAUGUGAUGGAGCUGCGGCAGGAUCUGGAGAAAGGAAAGGCCAGUUUCACGGCAGUAUCUGAGUUCCUGUUGACCCACCCUGUGCUCAGCUUCGGGGUCCGGGAUGUCUCCCACAGCCGAUUGCGACACACGGAGGUCCUCCCUGCAGAGGAGGAGAGUGAGAGUAUGACAACAGAGGGCACUCAAGGACCAACAGAGUCCAAGUCUGGCAUCCAAAUUAAACUCUACUGUGUUCACACUAAGAGUCUGCAGGAUGUCCAGAUCUGGUUUCAGCCCAACUUGGGUUCCAGCUCAACUGUCUUCCUGCCCCAUUCUGAUUCCCAGGAUGGUUUUGCAGGGUUUUCAGACCACCUCACGGACCAGAGCUCUGACAAGGAUUCAGGAAGUGGCUCCCAGACCGACCUUAGGAAGAUCCCAUCGCUUCCUGCUCCCACUGACUUCCUGUCAAACUCCGGCGCCAGCAGUGGGACCAAGCUGAUGACUCCCGACGCCUUUAUGACACCAAGCACUUCGGUACCGGCAUCUCCUGGCAGCAGCGCCAGCAGUUUGACCGUUGUGACAGCUAUCAGCAGCAACUCUGACUCAACUAACAGAGCUAUUGACGAUGUCAGCCAAAGUCCUAACCGAGCAGAGAACAGCAGCAGUAGCAGCAGCAGCAGCAGUCUGGCCCUCUCCAACUCCACCAGCAGCCCAAGAGCUGCUUCUGUUGUGCUGAUGCCUGGACUGGAGAACCUACAGGCUUUAGCGUCCCCUAUUGGUCCUCUGACACUCGAGAGCCCGCAGGUCCUGGACUCUCCCCUCCUGCCACCUCUGGCCUCUCCAACUAGGGCCCGCUCCCCUGACGUGAUCUCCUCCGCCUCCACCGCCAUGUCCCAGGACAUGCCAGAGAUUGCAUCCCAGACCCUGCAGCUUCCGCGUGGACUAGUGUCCAACUUGGAGCCCCUACCUCUGUCUGCUCUCCAGACAGACAGCAUGGCCUCUGCUGCAUCUGCCCUGCACCUACUCACUUCAUCACGCACUGCCAACAACAGCAGCUUGUUGGCCCUCGAACUCGGAGGUGCUGAUGGGCCAGUGGGCGGCCCAGUAGAGUCAGAGCCCAGACUCAGCAACACACCGUCACUACUUGAGAAUGCCUUAUCACAGGAGAACCCUGGGGUUGGGGGAGGGUCCUCAGAUGGUAGUGUCAGCCACACACCUUGGCCGGCUGCGCCUGACAUCACUCGAGAAACCAGGAACAGUCUCAGGGACAAUGGUCUUGGAGACUGUUCAAGAGAGGAGUCGAAGGACAGGCACUUGAGCUCGCCUUACCAUCGACGCUCCUAUCACCUCACGCAGAAUGACAGUCAGGACGCUGGCGCAGAGCAGAGUGACCCUGAUGAUGAAGUGGCCAGCCUGGCAUCAUCCUCAGGAAAUUGUGGCUCUCGUUCUUCUCACAGACUGCCAGUUAAGGACUGGAAGACCUCACCACGAGGCUCGCCAAAAGUAAAGAGGAAGACCAAGAAAGAUGAUAGUGAAUCUUCUCAGUCCAGGCUAAUGGACUCAGUUCAGAUGAAUGCAGAAGUGCAGGACGAGUUGUUGAUGCUCCUGCGUAGCCAGCAGAGAGAACUAACUGAACUGCGUGGUCAGAUCGAAGCCAUGCAGAGCACCAUUAUGGCCCAAGUAGUGCAUGUCCUUACCAGCCACCAGGAAAAAGAACAGCGCAGGCUAGAGCGAGUUCUGUCAGAGAGUCAGAAUCAUCAACAGCAGCUUCAGGAACAACUCAGCCAGCAGCUCAGCCACACCCUCAGCUCGGUGCUGACCAACAGAAUGGAUAAAGUGCUACGAGAGGAAAUGAAGAAAACAGUCCCGCAAACAAUCUCUAAGAGUCUGGAGCCAGUGACUGGUCAGUUGAGCAAUUCAAUUGCUGCUAAGCUCACCGCUGUGGAAGUCACCCUGAAGGAAAAUGUCAGCAAGGUGGUCAAAUCCAAGAACACAACCGAUGCAAUUGGUCGAGCAGCAGCAGAAGCCAUGCAAGGACCCAUCCAGGCAGCCUAUAAAGACGCCUUCCAGGGUAUUGUGCUGCCUGUUUUCGAAAGAGGCUGCCAAUCCAUGUUUCAACAAAUCAAUGACAGCUUCAAACAAGGCACACAAGAAUACAUCCAACAGCUUGAGACCCAUAUGAAGAACAGAAAGCAGAAAGAGCAAGAGGGACGAGACCCCAUGAUUGGCCAGCUCCAGCAGAUGACUGACAGCUUCCAAAGCUCUACCGAUCAGCUGGCCACUAACAUCACAGCUAAUGUCCGGGCAGAGGUCCAGCACCAGAUCCAGAUGAUGGUGGGAAAUUUGCAGGAGUCUAUUCUUAGCCAUGUGCAACGAAUUGUCAAAGGGGAGGUGAGCCAGGCCAUGAAGGAGCAGCAGGCCGUGGUCACCUCCAGCAUCAUGCAGGCAAUGAGGUCAGCGGCCAGCACACCUGUCCCCACAGCACACCUAGACUACCAGACACAGCAGGCCAACAUCCUGCAGCUCCUCCAGCAGGGCCAGCUCAACCAGGCUUUCCAGCAGGCUCUUUCAGCGACUGAUCUGAACUUGGUCUUGUAUGUGUGUGAGACCAUCGACUCUCAGCAGGUGUUUGGUCAGCAUCCCUGCCCUCUCAGCCAGCCUGUGCUGCUGUCGCUCAUCCAGCAGCUCUCCUCCAACCUCACAACCCGCUCUGAGCUUAAAAUCAACUACCUGGAGGAUGCAGUGAUGAAUCUAGACCACAGCGACCCGCUGACUAGAGACCACAUGUCCUCGGUGUUGGCCCAGGUCCGACCGAAGCUCUUUGCCUUCCUGCAGCAGGACCCACACAGCCCGCUCAGCAAGAGGGCGCGGCGCCUGAUGAUGAUGCUGCAGGGUCUUGUCAGCCACUAGUCCUCCAUUCAAAGAGUUGUUUCCUCAGAUGCACAUGGAUACCGAUCAUGAGUCCCUUUUUGUUUACGAGUCCAUGUAGGUUUUAGAGGAGAAAGCAACGGUUUCUUCACCCCACUAGGAGCAGUUUCUUGGAGCUGGGGACGGGACUUGCUGUUGGUUGAAGAUGGAAGACGAGUUUGAAACCUCUCGCUUGGUUCAAGAAUGGCUGUUCCCACCUGGCCCGCCACACAACCCUAAUCCAGCUCUUCCUCCCCCUGUUCUACCUGCACCCGUGAGGUGUCAAGUUAGGAAAUAGAUUUUUUUUUUUUCUGGACAUACCUUCAGUGCAAGACAAUAAUGGUUCAGACAACUCUGAAGUUUCUGCUUGUUCCCCCAAGAGGCAUUCUGGUUGUCUCUCAUCCUUUUAUCCCCAUCAAGAAACAAACGAUUGUCUCAGAAAGGACCUGAAAUGUCUGGUCGUCUCUGUCUCCCAGACACAUCAUACAUGACACUCCUUGAUGCCCCUUCAUCCAAAUGUGCACAAGACUCAAAGAAUGUUCAGCGGAGUGGUCCACAGGACCAAACAUCGCCGGUUCUUUUGAGAAGAGAUGGUUUGCCUCAAAAUGUCCCCUUGUAUUUUGGCCUUACGAGCAAACAGCAGGCUUGGACACAUUCUUUUUUUCUCUUCAAUACAUACCAGCAUCUACGCUAGAGCCCACUUGGAAUUCGGUUGCUGCAGGAUUGUGCUGUGUUCGGUUACGUUUUUUUUCAAACAUCCAAGCUAAUCCGGGCAACCAAAAGUAUGUAACAUUUAAAGCCAUUUGAUGUUGGUGGCAUGUUUUCUUUCAGUUAUUUCUUAAUAGGUUGGAGAGGACAACCUUGCUAGGCCAAAUCAGUCUCAGUGCUUUGAAGAGGAUCGACACGCUGAAUUGUUUUACUGAAAGUGAAUUGAAUUGGUUCCUGCGUUGGGAUUCAGGAAGGAAAGUAUAUCAUACUCUCCGUCUGGUCUUGUUUUCACUAAUAAUUCUAAUGAGGGUCUCUGAAGAAUACAAUUAAGGUUAAAGGAUGAGAAAAAACAUUUUUUGAAAUGUAACAAAUAUUUGUGACGGUCCUCCAGGCUGAAAAGAAUCCCCCUUUGAAUCUAAAAUCUUUGGAGCCCAACAUGAGGUUUGGCAGCCGUCCAUGUGUACACCUGUGUCCUGUAAAAUGUCUCUUCCUCCCUUUUUUAUAUAAACAUUUAGCAUUUGUAAGACUUGUAUAUUUGCUUUAAGAGUUGUCAAACUAGUUAUACUACAUAAUGAAACACUUCCUAAACCUAAUUGUUACUGAUGAUGUUAUCAGGCUAUCCCAAAUAAGGUUUGUAAAUGGAAUGUGCAGUUACGUCUCAUAGGCUCCAGGAGGCAGCACGUGGUUGGACUGUUGCCCCUUCUUUGGCUUCAGAAAUCACUCCUGCUCUCUCAGUAUCUGUUUUAGCAUUUGUCCACAGCCCGUUUACACACACACACACACACGCAUCAUUGUUUAAUUUUAGGGUGGCCACAUCCUUGAGCUGAUUGUUCAUUUGACCUCUGUAGAUUCAGUUAUGUUGGAUUUGUCUAGCAAGUGCCUUAUUGUAUCCUCCAUGAUUCCCUUCAACAUUUGUUUCCAUUUGGGCCUUUAGAACACUUGUAAUGUUUGAGCAUUAUCCCAUUAUCUUUUUUACUUUGACAAGCAUUUAUGUCGUUAAAACGUCGG